Messenger RNA from Acanthisitta chloris (rifleman), 4144 nucleotides. It is a transcript of the gene CANX, whose product is annotated as calnexin. The record is from RefSeq and is a predicted model, not a curated record. NCBI's taxonomy places the organism in Eukaryota, Metazoa, Chordata, Aves, Passeriformes, Acanthisittidae. Gene Ontology annotation, molecular function: calcium ion binding. Gene Ontology annotation, biological process: protein folding. Gene Ontology annotation, cellular component: endoplasmic reticulum; endoplasmic reticulum membrane. The transcript is spliced from 14 exons. Bases 6 to 1814 code for a protein of 602 amino acids.
AGAUCAUGGAGCUGAAAUGGCUACUGUAUGUGACCCUGCUAGCUCUGGGGACUCUUGCUGCCCAGGCACAUGAUAUGGAUGAAGACAAUGAUGGUGAUGAUGUGGUUGAUAUCGAGGAUGACUUGGAUGAUGGCAUUGAGGAGGUAGAGGAGUCAAAGUCUGAAACCAGCAGUCCUCCUCCAGCUCCAAAGGUUACCUACAAGCCCCCAGUCCCUACCGGCGAAGUGUAUUUUGCAGAGUCAUUUGACAAAGGAACUCUGGAUGGAUGGAUCCUUUCCAGAGCCAAGAAAGAUGAUACGGAUGAUGAGAUUGCCAAAUAUGAUGGUAAAUGGGAAGUCCAAGAUAUGAAGGACACUAAGCUUCCAGGAGACAAAGGGCUUGUGUUGGUAACCCGAGCCAAACAUCAUGCGAUUUCAUCCAAACUUUCCAAGCCUUUUGUGUUCGAUACCAAACCUCUUAUUAUACAGUAUGAAGUAAACUUCCAAAAUGGAAUAGAGUGUGGUGGGGCCUAUGUGAAAUUGCUUUCAAAAACCCCUGAGCUGAACCUGGAUCAGUUCCAUGACAAAACUCCAUAUACAAUUAUGUUUGGCCCUGACAAGUGUGGAGAGGACUACAAAUUGCACUUCAUCUUCCGACACAAAAACCCAAAGACUGGCAAAUACGAGGAGAAGCACGCGAAGCGCCCGGAUGCAGACCUGAAGACUUACUUUACUGACAAGAAGACUCAUCUUUAUACUCUAGUCUUGAAUCCUGAUAAUAGUUUUGAGAUACUGGUUGAUCAAACAGUUGUCAACAGUGGGAAUUUGCUAAAUGAUAUGACUCCCCCUGUGAAUCCUCCCCGAGAGAUUGAGGACCCAAACGACCAGAAGCCUGAGGACUGGGAUGAGAGACCAAAGAUCCCAGACCCAGAUGCUGUUAAACCAGAUGACUGGGAUGAGGAUGCUCCCGCAAAGAUCGCGGACGAGAACGCUGUGAAACCAGAGGGUUGGCUGGAUGAUGAGCCAGAGUAUGUGGCAGACCCUGAUGCUGAGAAACCUGAAGAUUGGGAUGAAGAUAUGGAUGGAGAAUGGGAGGCACCUCAGAUUGCAAACCCUAAGUGUGAAGCAGCCCCUGGCUGUGGUACCUGGCAGCGCCCAAUGAUUGACAAUCCAAACUACAAGGGCAAAUGGAAGCCUCCUAUGAUUGAUAAUGUGAACUAUCAGGGUAUCUGGAAACCUAGGAAGAUCCCAAAUCCAGAUUUCUUUGAAGACUUGGAACCUUUCAAGAUGACUCCCUUCACUGCUGUCGGGCUUGAGUUAUGGUCCAUGACAUCUGACAUCUUCUUUGACAACUUUAUCAUCUGUACUGAAAGAGCUGUGGCUGAUGAUUGGGCCAGUGAUGGAUGGGGACUGAAAAAGGCAGCAGAUGGUGCUGCAGAGCCUGGUGUCGUGGGCCAGAUGAUGGCAGCUGCUGAGGAGCGUCCCUGGCUUUGGGUGGUCUACAUCCUCACUGUGGCUUUGCCAGUGUUUCUUGUUGUCCUUUUCUGCUGCUCUGGGAAGAAACAACCAAGUGCUGCUGAAUACAAGAAGACUGAUGCUCCUCAGCCUGAUGUGAUGGAUGAUGAGAAAGAGGAAGACAAAGACAAAGGGGACAAGGAAGAGGAGGAGGAAGAGGAAGCAAAUGAGGAUAAGCUAGAAGAGAAGCAGAAAAGUGAUGCUGACUUAGGAAGUGCUAGUCAAGAGGAGGAGGAAGAGGAAGAAGACAGGAAAGCUGCAUCAGAGGAGGAGGAAACUGUGAAUAGAUCACCCAGAAACAGAAAGCCAAGGAAAGAUUGAAAAAAAAAAAAAAGUCAUAAGAACUUGAUCUGUGAUUUAUUUUUUUUUCCUGUUGUUUUCAAACAUGGUUCUGGGAGAGGACCUUGGACACCUUACAUUGAAACUUGGACAAACCUCAAGAUUUCACCAUCCACAGGUUCCAGUCACACUAUCCAAUGUAAUGGAGUGUCUAGCAGUAAAAUAUUUGCAGUCAUCUGUUUUAAAGAACAUCAUUCCUGUAGAAAGAAUGCAUUUAAUAUAAUGGGCUGUGGAUUUUGGAAUGUAACAUAACUAACCUGUUCAUUUUUGGUUUUAAAUAUUCUUUUCUGUUUCUAAGUAGAUUGGUAGAAUUUUUCUGGUCUCAAACCUUGGCUUAAUUUAAUAUAUUAAUUAGUGAAAUAUAACAAUGAACCUUGAAAGUGCUAGGUGAUAAAAAUGCAGUUUUAUAACUAGUUUUUUUUACAAUAUGUAAAUUCCUAAAUGCACCAAUGUCUUUAUAUCCCUUAAAAUUUGGGAAUUGUUUAAAGAAAAGUUGUCAGUGUAUUUGACAACUCCUCUGCCCUCAACAGAACAGUCAGGGGGAUGUGUGAGCAAACCAGUAGUGAAACUCUCUAAUCAAUCAACUUCAUUCUUUUGGGGGGAGGGGAAGGAGGAAGAAGGGGUGGAAGGAAGGGUUAGGCAGCCUAUAGAAUAUGCAUACUGUGCAUGGCUAAAGCCCUGGUAAGUGUUGGCAAACAGUCUAGGAUUUGGUUUGGAUCAUCUCAAAGUGGCAUUUGAUCCUGCAGACAUGGCAGAUAAGCAGUUUUGUUUGUUCUUGUGUUUUUUGUGAAGUUGAUGGGUUGCUGGGGAGGUGUGGUUAGGCUACUUCCCCCUUUCCCCUCUGUUCAGCCACCAGUGCUUUCCUCUCUCUGUGUCAGCUCUUCCUGAGUGCAGCUUUGCCUCAGCUGCUGAAGCACUUCAUGUUCAGCUCAUUGUCAAACUCGAUUUCAUAGCUAGGCCUACUCCUUUCCAGGGUCCAAACACUGAACAGGACAGUGUCCCAUAUCCUCUCACUAUUGUCACUUAUGUCUACUGUAGAAAGGGGGGGAGGUAGGCAGGUAGACAAGUUGAACUGAGUAUUUAAGGAGAAAAAAAACCCACAACCAAGAUGUCAGUAUUGUAGGUGGGGAAGGAGCAUGUGGAAUAUCUUAACUGGUAUGUGAAACUGUUUGAGUCAUUUAUCUGCUCUUCAUGUAACAAGUGCAUUCUAAAUUAUAUUGUGAAUGUUAGGGAGUUCCAAUUCCAGUUGAAUAAAUUUUUUUAAAGCAUUGAGUCUACCAUAUGCUACUGUUUCAAACACUUGUGUGGAAUGCAGGUGACCACUACAAGAGCAUUUACCUCCGAGGGUGAAAUCCAUGUAAUCCAUAACACUGUACCAAAUAUGUUGGCGUUUGGAUGUCUAUAUAGAUACAUUUUUGCCUUUGUUUAGAGUGAAAUUAAAUGUUCUGAAAUUACUCUUCUUGCACUGAAUUUAAAACACUCCAGUGUUGUUUGGUUAUAGGAUAGGUAUAGUGUGGGGAAUAACUCCCAGGGGUUGGGGAGGGAAGAAUAUUCCAAUUUCCUUGCAAACAAUCUAACCAAUUACUAAAAGACUCUUGGGGGUUUGGUUGUUCUUUUUUUUUUUUUUUUUUUUUGGUAAAACACCUUUUGCUGCCUGUCCUUAUGUUGUAUCCCUUGGUUGUUGUGUUUGAAAUAUUAGUGAUCACAAAUGCAUAGCAGGAUUUCUUGAUCUUUCUGCAGUGUGCAAAUAAACUAUUGUAAGCAAGAUCCUGGAAGUAAUUUCAGACUUCUGUUGGGAGCUAUUGCAUGUUUAGAAUGCCUUUGCCUGUUGAACACCUGGUAAAUUCUGCUCCUUAUUGCAAAAAUAGCUUAUACUCUGACAUGGAAGAUGUCACAGCUUAAGCAUUGCUACUAGCUUGUUCUCAGGACUGUAUUUUUAUCAAGGAGCAGCUGCUAUUUAUGACUCUCAGUCCUUUGAGAUGAAGUAUGUGUAAAUGGUUUCAAUUCAGCUAACAUUUUGAGCACAACAUAAAAAAAUCUAUUAAUCUAAUGUUUUUUAUCUUAAUCUGCAAAUUGCCUUAAACUCCCAAACAAUUCCUGUGCAUACAUGUUCUUUCAAAGCAUCAAACGUGAACCUGAGAUCUGCUAUCAGCUUUUAAAUAGUAUUAUAUUAAAGCUAAUUGUAAAUCUACAUUUGCUUCUGCUAAAUCUCCUGAAAAAGUCUCCUGUCUGCAUGUUAUGCCUUUUCUUUUUGAUACCAUAGUGUAUGCUUUAAAUAAUCACUACAAUAAAUGAAGACUUUCCAAAAUGGA